UGAUAGCCAUAAGUACAACAAUCGGCCAUUUUAACCCCUUUUCGAAACCAUUUCAAUCCUCUGCAUUUCUUCAGAAUACAGCUGGUGAAUGGCGUUGGUAACUUGGGCUAAUCAAAGCCAGAAGACAAGUCUUCGGUUAAGUUAACGACAUAGCUAGUUAAAUAGUAAAAUGUGACUUGAGCCUUUUUAAUUGCAAUGUAGACUAAUUUGCAAUCUUGGCUACCAGCUAACUAGCAUGCAUCAGCCUACAUUUGCUGGUGCGUUUCGAGGAAUUUUUGGAAAUGGGUUUCCUAGUUAGAAAUAGGUCUAGUGUUUAGUAAUACCUAACUAGUAAGAAUUGUGUUUAGGUAUUAUUCCUCGAAUUCAAUGAUAGCUAGUAGUUUGCCGCGACGUAAGGUUACAGUUGGAAGCACCUUCUCAUCCAAUGCGGAUGUUAAAUUCCAAUUUUAUCAGAAUUCAACUGUCAGCUAGAAAUUAUUGCUUGAUCAUUUCAAAUAAUGUUCAAUGCCUCAGCCCACCAUUCCACGAACAAGGCUAGCAAGCCGCCCCAAGCCAAAUGUCCCGUUUUCUAUUAAACAUUUAUUUCGCUGGCCCCAUCUCUAAAAUUACAUAUUGACUCACUAAAAUAACACAAUCUAGAUACCAGCAAUUCAGUUUACAUCCAUCAUUUGAAUAGCGACUCCGAGCACCAGGCAAUGAUCGCUGACCCCGGCUCGGUAAAAUCGCGUCCAUGUCUCCUCUCGACGGUUGUGACCCUCCUCCUCUCCGCAGCUCGGUUUUAUACCGCCAUAUUGGCUCUCUAAUAUAGACUGCCAGUGAUGGGAAGGUGCUACUCAACGCUACGUCACCGGCUCUACAUAUAAACAUCAGACCGAGCUUUUUAUAGUAGGGAGGGAGACUGAGGUCCACGACAACGGACACCGACGAAUAAGGACAGUGACCUCUGUCGCUGUCCAUGCGACCAUUUUAGUUUGGGGGAAUAAUGGUCGAUUGAAAUCCUAAACUGUACAGGUCUGUGAUUGAAGAUGUUAUCAACGAGGUCCGGGAGCUCUUCCUGGAUGAGGGGGUGGACGAGCAGGUCCUCAUGGAACUCAAAACGCUGUGGGAGAACAAGCUAAUGCAGAGUAAGGCAGUGGAGGGCUUCAACACAGAGGAGCAGGCGGCCCUCCAGGCAGCAGCCCAGCAGCAGGCACAACAGGCCCAGCAGGCCACCCAGCAAGCCCAGACACAGCAGCUCCUCCUGCCCCCGCAGCAGCAAGUGACGAGCUGGCAAUCGACCCGGCCUACUGUCACCAGCGCACCCCAGCAGCAAGUCAUUAUGCAGGAUCCUAAAAUUCUGCAGCAUAUGAGUGCAACAGGGAUGAAUGCAGCAACCACAGCAGCAACCUUGGCCUUACCAACAGGAAUCAGUCCCUACCAACAACUCAUCACUAGCCAAGGCGGCAAUUUGUCCCAGAAUAUGUAUCUUAAAACAGUGGACGGUCAGAUCCUCCAGGUGCUGCGUGCGGCUAACGGGACCCAGUACAUUAUCCAGCCUCAGCAGCAGAUGGUCCUUCAGCAGCAGGUCCUUCCUCAGAUGCAGCCUGGCGGUGGGCAGGCCCCCGUCAUACAGCAGGUACGCCCCAUCACACAGGUACUGGCUCCUCUACAGGGAGGCCUCCCCCAGCAGACAGGAGUCAUCAUCCAGCCUCAACAGGUCAUCCUCACUGGGAACAAGGUCCAGCAGAAUGCACAGGUAAUGCAGAUGACAGGCCAGCCCGGUCAGGUGCAGCAGAUCCAGCAGCAGGUCCAACAAGUUCAACAGGUCCAGGGCGGAGCUGCACCAGUAGGCCCACAGCAACAGCAGCAGACCCAGCAGCAGCAGCCUCCUAUGAUGCUGCAGGUGGACGGAGCCGGGGACACGUCCUCAGAGGAAGAAGAUGAGGAGGAAGAGUAUGACGAGGAGGAAGAUGAAGAAAAGGAAAAAGAUGGAGAGGACGGCCAGGUGGAGGAGGAGCCUCUGAAUAGUGAAGAUGAUGUGAGUGAUGAGGAGGACCAAGAACUGUUUGAUACAGAAAACGUGGUGGUGUGCCAGUACGACAAGAUCCACAGAAGUAAGAACAAAUGGAAGUUCCACCUGAAGGAUGGGAUCAUGAACCUGAACGGCCGAGACUAUGUCUUCUCCAAAGCCAUCGGGGAUGCAGAGUGGUAAAACACACAGCACAAAGAAUGUGUCCCAAAUAGCACUCUAUUACCUAUAUAGUGCACUACAUGGGGAAUAGGGUGCCAUUUGGAACACAGAAAAAGGAACACACAACAACAACAAGAAAAACACCACGAAGGAACUCUGGAACUUUCUGUCAAGUUUGAGAAAGAGACUCAUCGAUAACUAUGACCCAGGGAAUCAUAUUUCAGGACCUGGGAUGGGUUGGUUUGGGAAGGAAAUAAACGUAACACACCACCCAAAACUGUGAUACUGACUGAUGCACUUCUGUAUGAGUGGUAUAUGUGUAUUAACACCCAAUACCCUACAAGCCUCCCAAGACGAGACACUGAGGAUUUCAUGCGGCACGGCCGAGGGAUCGAAGGAGAAAUCUUCUUAGGUUUUUUGUUUGACUGAAUUCGCCUCCAUUUUGACCUGAAUUUUCUCCCACACUUAUAGUGGACCAGAUAUAACCACUGACUUGAGUUGACCCACCCUACACACUUUAUGCCAAUAGGUUUGAAUCCGGGUCAAAGGUCAGAUAAAAUAUCCAGUGAUUGGACAGGGAGUCUUUCGAUCCCAGUUGUGUGCCUAGUGAUUGGCUAGGAAACCUGUCAGUCAAUCCCAGUUUUUUUUCAGUGACUGGGCACCACACAGUGAAGUUGACACCAGUGUAUUGAGUUAAGAUGGCUGUUUGAAAAAGGCUGACGUUAUUAGCUUCAUCUGCUUGUAGAUCUGGGUCCAUGUCACUGAUAUAAUAUUCCUGCCACAUGUUCUGUUGGUCCAUACUAAAAGUGCCCUCCUGUUUAUCUAGUUGAUAGUGAUAGCCACUGUGUUCAGCAGUCUAGCUCCCCUCCUGUUGCUCUUUUAAUAUUGUUUUAUUAUCAUGAAGACGAACACUAAAGGCAAAAGGAUGUUUUUAUUUUCUCUGAGAGUGCAGAGUCGAAACAUUUCUUCCAGAGUCAUAUAUUUAAAUAUGUCUCUGAUUUCAACCUGUCUGCUUCAUGCCCUAAUCCUGAAGCAUCCUAUUGUUGACUGUCGCUUUGUAAAGAAUCAACAAAUGAAUGGAUAGAUACAAUUAUUGUAAAAACGUCUUCAAAACACUUAUCUGAGAGUUUUACUAUUUUGUGGAUCCGGUGUUCUGAUUCAGUACCCGAUCAGUACAGGCAGCGGGAGAUUUGCACUGUCAGUGUCAAUGUAUCGUUCUGUCAGUCAGUGGAGUUUGUCCAUAGCCACAACAUGCCCAAUCCUUUUGGCUUAUUUUUCUCCUGUGUCUUUGUGUGUAUUUGAGUGUUACUCGUUUGAGGUCUGUCUGAGUUCACUGCAAGAUCUUGUCAUCAGUUCAAUGUUGUUGGAAUGGUCACCCACAUCCUCUUUCUGACGUUACAGUACAAAUGGAUCAUAUUUUUAUGAUUACAUUUUUUUCUUCUGUGUAGGUUUUUGUUGUAUUUAUUCCUGAAAGCUCAGGCGAUGUUAUAUUUUUGAGAGUAAAAAGAAGACAAGAAGCCGCACCAAACUGUUCUCUUAUGACCAUAACCAUGUGUUGCUUUUCUCCCUAUGUUGGUUGGACUAGGCUCCAUGUGCUGUGCUCCACGUCAUGACUGCUGUCUGUAUGUAUAGCGCUGUCUGUGUCUGUCUGUCGUGCACUUUUAAUCAUGAUGAUGAUUUUAUAAAAGUCCUCUUCAAGCCAGGUUCAACUGGGGGGUAACUUGGCCUUUUGUUCUCUGCAGUUUAAUGAUUUUUUUACAGUACCCUUUGCAUAUUUUUUUUCUCUGAAAGAAGUGAACUGUCUUCAGCUUUUCUUAGUGUCUUUGAUUCUGUUUGGGUUUAGUGUAUAUACACAUGGCUGUGCAGUCUGACACGAUGGCCCACAAAUGAAGUCAUUCUGUUGAUGAACGCAUAACAAAACAUUUCAGAGUAUGUUCUGGGUCUAGAACUGAGUGGCUUCUAGUUCUAGAACAGAGUGGCUUCUAGUUCUAGAACAGAGUGGCUUCUAGUUCUAGAACAGAGUGGCUUCUAGUUCUAGAACAGAGUGGCGUCUAGUUCUAGAACAGAGUGACGUCUAGUUCUAGAACAGAGUGGCGUCUAGUUCUAGAACAGAGUGGCGUCUAGUUCUAGAACAGAGUGGCGUCUAGUUCUAGAUCAGAGUGGCGUCUAGUUCUAGAUCAGAGUGGCGUCUAGUUCUAGAACAGAGUGGCGUCUAGUUCUAGAACAGAGUGGCGUCUAGUUCUAGAACAGAGUGGCGUCUAGUUCUAGAACAGAGUGGCGUCUAGUUCUAGAACAGAGUGGCGUCUAGUUCUAGAACAGAGUGGCGUCUAGUUCUAGAACAGAGUGGCGUCUAGUUCUAGAACAGAGUGGCGUCUAGUUCUAGAACAGAGUGGCUUCUAGUUCUGGAACUCUUGGCUUCUAGUUCUGGAACUCUUGGCUUAGUCAAGCAGUAGCAUAUGACAUAAGCCAGAGCCACUCUUCUGCUCAAGUGGUUUUGGCAUAAAUGGCUCCUACUCAAGUGGUUUUGGCCAUGUAUUCCAAAAUUAUUUUAUUGUAGUUCAUAAUUCCAUGUUUUCCAAUUCCCUGAUGUAAUUUCGUACACGUGCCUUUUGGAUUUUAAUUUGGCUUGCAGCUAUCCAAAUAUAUAAUGAUAAAAUAAGCAUUUCAAAAGAGGAUGUCUCUGGAAACUGUUUUUUUCAUGUACCAUGUGUUUCAACUGCUGUUCAAAUAACUGUUUGUGAGGGAAAUGUAUUGUUUGUUUUAUAAAUCAUACAGUUUAUUUUUAUUUUAAAUCAAAUAUCUUUGUAAAUGACCAUAACUUGGAAGGCUGUGCUUUGAAUACAACUAAUUAGAGAAAGUAGUAUUUUAUUGAACAGACCUAUUGAGUUUUUUGCCUUUGCUAAAAAAAAUGUAUUAAAAUAAUAUGAAAACUG
Salvelinus fontinalis (brook trout) is the source of this 5103-nucleotide messenger RNA. Its product is annotated as transcription initiation factor IIA subunit 1-like. Lineage: Eukaryota; Metazoa; Chordata; Actinopteri; Salmoniformes; Salmonidae. The coding region runs from base 1085 to 2191 and encodes 368 amino acids. Gene Ontology annotation, biological process: transcription by RNA polymerase II; transcription initiation at RNA polymerase II promoter. Gene Ontology annotation, cellular component: transcription factor TFIIA complex. The record is from RefSeq and is a predicted model, not a curated record. The transcript is spliced from 12 exons.